Molecule: messenger RNA, 750 nt
Organism: Aspergillus melleus
Lineage: Eukaryota; Fungi; Ascomycota; Eurotiomycetes; Eurotiales; Aspergillaceae
Gene: derA
Product: putative ER-associated proteolytic system protein Der1
Exons: 2
Coding region: 1-750 (249 amino acids)
Biological process (GO): endoplasmic reticulum unfolded protein response
Cellular component (GO): Hrd1p ubiquitin ligase ERAD-L complex; endoplasmic reticulum membrane
Molecular function (GO): ubiquitin-specific protease binding; misfolded protein binding
Source: RefSeq, a predicted model, not a curated record
AUGGCCGCCAUCUGGGGUAACGGGGGGCAGGCCGGACAACUCCCCCUGGAGCAAUGGUUCUAUGAGAUGCCUCCCGUGACUCGAUGGUGGACUGUGGCGACCGUGGCUACGUCUGUCUUGGUGCAGUGCCAUAUCCUAACUCCGUUCCAGCUGUUCUACAGCUUUCGAGCCGUCUACGUCAAAUCCCAGUAUUGGCGACUACUGACCACCUUUCUAUACUUCGGCCCGCUGAAUCUGGACUUACUUUUCCACAUCUUCUUCCUGCAGCGGUAUUCGCGCCUGCUAGAGGAGACGUCGGGUCGCUCUCCGGCCCAUUUCUCGUGGCUGCUUUUCUACGCAAUGACCUCGUUGCUCCUGCUGUCGCCGUUUUUGUCCCUCCCAUUCCUCGGCACCGCGCUGUCUUCGAGCCUGGUCUACAUUUGGAGUCGGCGAAACCCCGACACUCGCCUUAGCUUCCUGGGCAUGCUGGUCUUCACGGCCCCAUAUCUCCCUUGGGUCUUGAUGGCAUUCAGCCUGGUCGUCCACGGCAUUGUGCCCAAGGACGAGAUCUGCGGGGUGGUUGUCGGCCAUGUCUGGUACUUCUUCAAUGACGUUUACCCCUCCCUUCACGGCGGUCAUCGUCCCCUCGAUCCCCCUGGGUGGUGGAUGCGCUUUUUUGACUCUAGAGCUGGCACCGGCGAUGCGCGAGGAACCGACACGGCGAACUUCAACCGUGAUCUGGCGGCUGCAGCGGCCCCGGAAGUUCGAUGA